This is a messenger RNA of Diutina rugosa, 1791 nucleotides long. RefSeq lists its product as uncharacterized. Gene Ontology annotation, molecular function: amino acid transmembrane transporter activity. The record is from RefSeq and is a predicted model, not a curated record. The transcript has a single exon. Gene Ontology annotation, cellular component: membrane. Gene Ontology annotation, biological process: amino acid transmembrane transport. The coding region runs from base 1 to 1791 and encodes 596 amino acids. Lineage: Eukaryota; Fungi; Ascomycota; Pichiomycetes; Serinales; Debaryomycetaceae.
AUGGUGUUCAACAUCACGACACCGGAACCGGAGGACAUCAACAUUCCCAUGCUGUCACUCGAGAUUGAGCAAAAGCUCUCUCAUGUGGGCUCACACCCGCAGUCUCGUCGGAGCUCCCAACAUGUUACCGAAGGAUCUCUGACCGGUGUGCAAACCCACUCAUCCCCGUACGACUUGGAGAAAAAAGGUGAUUAUGUGUCCGACAAAGACUUCGAAGUUGAAGAUGAAGGCAAUAGCAAGGAAGUCAGACGAGACUUGAAGCCGCGGAUGAUCUCCAUGAUCGCUCUCGGGGGUACUAUUGGUACCGGUUUGUUUAUUUCCACUGGUACCACCCUUCUGCUUGCGGGUCCUGUGUCGUCGCUUAUUUCGUUCGUGUUCAUGACGACGUUAGUGUUUACGGUCACCCAAGCUUUGGGAGAAAUGGCCACUUAUAUUCCCGUCACCGGGUCGUUCACUCAAUUCGUCGCAAGAUGGGCGUCACCUGCGUUGGGGGCUGCCAACGGGUGGAACUAUUGGUUCUCUUGGGCUAUCACCUUCUCUUUGGAAUUAUCUAUCGUUGGUCAAGUUAUCGAGCGUUGGACUUACGCCGUCCCUUUGGCGGCUUGGAUUUCGAUUUUCUUCGUCCUUUUGACCGUCUUCAACUUAUUCCCAGUGAAAUUUUAUGGUGAAUUCGAAUUCUGGAUCGCCCUGAUCAAGGUUAUCGCUGUGUUGGGGUGGAUCAUCUAUGCCCUCUGUAUCAUGUGCGGUGCAGGUAAGACUGGUCCCAUUGGGUUUCGUUAUUGGAGACACCCUGGCCCCUGGGGUCCUGGGUAUCUUGUGAAAAACCCGAUUGGCACUGGUAGAUUCUUGGGUUGGCUCAAAUCUUUGGUGUCAGCUGCGUUCACGUUCCAAGGUUGUGAAACUGUCGGGAUUGCUGCUGGUGAAUCGCGUAACCCGAGAAAGGCUUUACCACUGGCCAUCCGUAAGGUCUUGUUCCGGAUCUUGAUCUUUUACGUCUUGUGCAUGUUCUUCAUUGGAGUGUUGAUCCCCUUUGAUGACCCCAAACUCGAGGGUGAUGGUACUGCUGCCUCCCCUUUCAUCAUCGCCAUGGAAAACGCUGGUACCAAGGUGCUUCCUGAAAUCUUCAAUGCUGUCAUUUUGACCACCGUGAUCUCUGCUGGUAACUCCAACGUGUACUUGGGUUCGAGAAUUUUGUAUGCUCUUGCUGAAUCGAGGGUGGCUCCCAAAUUUUUCAUGCGGACUAACCGUUGGGGUGUUCCUUGGGUUGCGGUGCUCUUCACCGCAUCCAUUGGUUCGUUGGGUUACUUGGCUGUGUCCGAUCUGGGUACAGUGGCAUUCAACUGGCUUCUUAACAUUUCGUCCACUGCAGGGCUCAUCGCUUGGGGUGGUAUUGCUUUCACCCACAUUCGAUUCAUGAAUAUCUUGCGUCUGCGCGGGAUCUCGAGAGACUCCUUGCCAUUCAAGGCGAAAUUCAUGCCUUAUGGUUCGUAUUACGCGUGUGGCUUCAUUUUUCUCAUCGUGUUAUUCCAGGGGUUCGAUGCUUUCUGGGACAUUGAUGCCUCGAAGUUCUUCACCUCAUACAUUUCCCCCAUCUUGUUCAUUUUUUGCUGGAUUGUGUUCCACUUUGUGUUCAAUGGGUUUACCAAGAAGGCAUUUACUUGGAAUUCGAUCUUGAUGCCUAAGGACGAAUGUGAUAUUGACACUGGGGCAAGAAACAUUGAUGACGAUGAAGAAUUUGAAGAAGAACCCCCAAAGAAUUUGUGGGAAAAGUUCUGGAAUGUCCUUUCCUGA